Molecule: messenger RNA, 6599 nt
Organism: Diospyros lotus (date-plum)
Lineage: Eukaryota; Viridiplantae; Streptophyta; Magnoliopsida; Ericales; Ebenaceae
Product: calmodulin-interacting protein 111-like
Exons: 14
Coding region: 2964-6125 (1053 amino acids)
Cellular component (GO): chloroplast; cytoplasm
Molecular function (GO): ATP hydrolysis activity; ATP binding
Source: RefSeq, a predicted model, not a curated record
CUCUGCCUCUUUCUCUUAGGGAUUGCAAAUCCCUAAAUCUCCAUUGCCUUCAUCUCCCUUUCAACCCGUCGAAGCUGUCUCCAACCUAUUGUUUGCGUCGCCUCCACCUCCUCGCUGCCUCAACGCCGUCACCACAUCUAGCUCCAUCGUGGCCUCCUCGCUACUUCUACACCACCGUCGCCUCUAGAUCCAUUGCCUUUAGAUCCAUCUACCUUACUUUGACUGCAAGCUCAAGCGAGCCAUAAAGAAGCAAGGGUGCACUUGCUCCGCAACAAAGCUCUUGCCAUUGUCCCCCAUUUGGAUUAGCAGCGCCUCACAAGUUCAUAACCCCAAGGAACUCGUCGGAUUCCUCAGGUUCACGCCUUUCGCCUGAAUUGAUCAGAACAUUCUAGAAGUGCAGAAUAGGGAAAUAUGAACAAACCCUAGUUUGACGGUCCAACGAAGGCAAAUGUACAUGGUGGCUCUUUCAUCUCAGUUAUCGCAGAUUUGAUACGUUUUUUAACUUUCUUUUUGUCUUUCUUUCUAUGUAUGUGGGGUUUUGGCUCAAUGCAGAUACGAUGACAUCUGCAAAUUCACCAAAAGGAAACCUUUAUGGUUAUUGUUAUACUUCAUUUGGUUCAAAUCAAAGAUCAGUGUACUGACUAUGGUCUAUUCGGGGGGUGUUUAGCUUAGCGGUUUGACCGCUUAUAAGCUCAUCAUUUAUCUUAUAAGUUACAUAACUUAUUUAGUUACACGUUUGUUAAAAAUUCAAGAGUUUAAGAGGUUGCUUAGGGUCACAAAUAAGCUAAGCCCCUCGCAAGCGGCUCAAUGCUCGGCUCGUUAAAAGUUCAUUCGUUAAGGUAAACGACCUGAGUUUGACUUUAAUUUUGAAGUUCGUUUUGUAAAUGAACUGAGUUUGAACUUAGUAAAGCUCGGUUCAGUAGCUCACAAGGUGGCUCGAUUAGAGAUUCGUGAGUUGCUCGAUUAUAGGCCUGCAAGCUUGAUCAUGUAGAGGCUUGCUAGUAAGCUCGAUUAUUGGCUCGUGAAUAGUUUGUGAACAGGUUUGUUUAUAAAUACAUUAAUAAAUUUAUUUUAUAAUUUUUUAAAAAAUUAUUUAACAUAAAAUUAUCAAAUUUUACACUAUUAUAAUAAUAUCAUUAAUAGAAUGUGUUGAUAAUAAGAUAUGCCAAUCAAACUAUAUAUUAUAAUGCAUCAUUUAUAUGCAUGUUUCUAAUUCAACUAAAAUUUUCUCUUGAGCACAUUAAUAUGAUGUUAUAAUCAGUGUUCUUGGUUAUUGUUAUAUUUUCUAAAAAAAGAAAUUAUAGAAUAGAAAAUACUUAAAAAGUAAAAUAGAUAGGGUAUAUGUGAAAAAUAGUCAAAAUUAUAAGGGUUGGAAUAAAAUAAAUGUGUGUGUAUUUGUGGAAUUAGUUUAUAAUUUAUAUGAUAUAAAUAGAUUUGUAAGUUGUAAACCCUAAAUUGGAAAGCAAUUGCAGCAGUUUACUGAAGGUUUGGAGUAGCUAGAGAGUGACCCAUUGCCGCUCUCGUCGUUGCCUUGUCGGAGUGUCCAUUGCUCUCAUUGUCGACUUAUGCUAUAUCCUCUAUCUCUGUUGUUGUCUCGCAUCUCUCGCCAUCAGUGCAUCACCUUAGCUCACCAUCUCACCGCCACCUCGCCAACCGUCGCUGCAUCCCUUGCUCUCGCCUUGUUGUUGCAUCCUCUGCUCUUGCUAGAAGCUUGUUGAGCUCCAGCCUAAGCUCGGGCUUGCCAAGGUUUGGUUGAGCUCGAGCCCAAGCUUGGCUUGUCAACCGAAUUGAUGAGACGAGGUUGAGCUCGAACUAUGUUAAUCGAGCUCGAGCCUGAGCUCAGAUUUGUUGAGCCGAGUCGAGUCGAGUCGAGCUUAUCAAAGCUUAGCUUGGCUCGGCUUGAUUGUGACCCUACUGUUUGGCUUUCCAUUUUUUUAAUAAGCUUAUAAGUCUUUUUAUUUAUAAGGUGUGUAAAGCUUAAAAAUUGACUAGCAUUUAAGUUGAUAAAGCGUUUGCAUAAAUGUACUGUAAGUUAUCAUUUAUAUAAUUAUGUGUUUAGUUUGAAAAAACUGAUAAAUUAUCAUAAUUUAAUAAAAAUACUCAAAUGGACAUGUUGCUGAAUAAUACAAAUAAAAUUCAUAAAAAUUCUAAUUUUUAAUUAAAAUAAAUUAUAAAUUAAUAUUUAACUAAUAAAAUUAUUAUAAUUACAUGUUGAUAAAUUAUACAUAAUUAUUAAAAAAUAUACUAAUACAAUACUUUAUGUUUAAAUUUAAAUUUAAUUUAUAAAAAUAUUAAAUGUAUUAAUAUAAUAGAUAUUAAUAUAUAUAUAUGUUAAAUGUAUAUCCGGACCUAUAGUGAGGCCCAUGAGGCUAUUGUGUUAGCACCCAUAAAUUGUCAUUUUUGGGCCCCAUAAAUUUUUUCUAGGUCCACCCCCACUCAGCGCCUUCUACAAACCCUACUCCCUUUCUGGCUCUCUCGCUGCUCGCCCUCGCCCUCGCUCUCGCUCGCGGCUAGCCCUAGCCCUCGCUCGCGGUUAGCCCUAGCCCUCGCCCUCGCUCUUGCUCUCGCCUCUCGCUCUUGCUCUUGCUUCUUGCUUGCUCACUCUCUCUCGCGGCUCGCCCUCGCCUCUCGCUCGAUGUCUCUCUCGGCUCACCCUUGCCCUCGCCUCUUGCUUGACGCUUGCUCGCUCUCUCGCUUGCGACUCGCCCUUGCCUCUUAGUCGGUAGCUGCGGAGGUCACAUCUAUGGCUAUUGGCUUUGGCUCUCUAACUCUUGCUCUCGCUGGGUGAUUGGGUCGCUCGCCUUUCUGCAUUGCCAUUGGGACACUUUGGUUCAAUCUUUUGAGUCUUUGGUGCUGUAUUCUUGUUCUUGGCAGGCAAGCAGUGGCCACUGGCCAGUGGGCAUCCCUUCAUACUCUAGAGACUAAGAGACUAGAGGAAGGCAUCUAGGGCACGUUGGGAGGAUAUGCCUGCAAAAUCGAAAAAGCACUCAAAAGCAGCAUUGAAGCUCUCAUAUGCUGAUCAGUCUGCAUCUCCUCAGAGCUCAUCUUCUUCGACACCACUUCCAGGACCAGAAGUUAGCGAAGAAGAUAUAUUGGGCUCUAUUGAUGAAGCAACAAAUAAAUACCCGUGUUUUAUAGGAAAAUCUUCCUUUAUGGGUCGGGUUACUGAUGUCGAGGCUGAUGCUAAAGGCUGUAAGAUAUGGAUUUCAGAGGCUUCUAUGGUUUCUUCCUCUCUUUCUCCUGGUUCUACCGUCUCGGUCUCUCUUCCAUCUCCUAAGAAGAAAUCUUCUAAUACGUCUCCUCUCUGCUCAAUAGCUGAUGAAUAUGAAAAGCAAUUUGGGAUUGCUUGCAGCAAUAAAAUGGCUACUUUUGUGGGGAACUACUUUGCUUUAGCAACAGUUUAUCCUUCUUGUAAGGUUUUGAAGAAUGGAGUUCGGUUAUCUUCAAACCUUUCAUCUUCACUGGGUUGCCCCACUUCAGGGAGGAUCAUAUUUGUUUCUCUUAUUCAAAGUCAAUCUGCAGUUGGUGUUAAUGGGAACAGCAAGUUGCAUAGCCCCUCAAGUCUUUCAUCUUCUGAUUGCAAGGAAUUAUAUUUAGAGCUGGUUUACUCAAAAAAUGAUUUCACAAAGAACAGUGAUAUAUUUUGUGGAACAAAUUUUACUGGAAAGAGAGCCAAUGGUCAAUUUGAAAAUGGAAAGAUUUCAUCCCCCGUGACACCAUCUUACUCUAAGUCAAAGCUUAGCUCUCUUGCUACUGGUCAGUUUAGUUCAACAAGAUAUGAAGAGUCAAUAUCAAGUUCACCCAAACCAAAUGUAUCAUCUUUUAAUUCACCUGAUGUGGCAGAAGUAUUAGGAGAUGAAAGUGCAAAACUACUUCUUGAAUCUUGUGCCACUUCAUGGUUAUGUUCUCGUACUCUACUCCUUGGAAAUUUUGUGACAGUACCGAUACUUUCAAAGUUUUGCACUUUUCAGGUUGUAGAUGCUAGUGGAAUUUCGGUUGAUUGUUCUCAGGAUGCCACAGAGAAAUUUAAUUCUGAAUUUUUCUCUCAUCCUUCUGAUCUGAUGAAGAAUGUUAAUGAUGCUUUUCUGAUAAACCAUAAAACAAAAGUACUUUUAUCUUCACCUUUGAAUUCUGCAUUAGAAAUUCCACAGGAAAAAGGUUUACCUUGCCUAGAACUUGAAUACGUGGAUACUGAAGCUGAUCAAGUGAAUGAAAAGUUGGGUGGUUUGUCAAAAGAAUAUGCAUUAUUGAAGGAUAUAAUAAUUUGCUUAUCAUUGAAAGACACUUUGUCAAGUUUGGGUUUGCGGCCUACAAAAGGAGUGCUUCUUCAUGGGCCACCUGGCACAGGAAAGACUGCUUUGAUUCAAAAUAUUGCACGUGAUACUGGUGUCAACCUUUUUACUGUGAAUGGAUCCGAAAUUAUAAGUCAAUAUUAUGGAGAAAGCGAGCAGGCUUUGGUUGAGGUCUUCAAUUCAGCUAGACGAGCAACACUAGGAGUGGUAUUCAUCGAUGAGUUGGAUGCUAUUGCCCCUGCACGUAGGGAUGGAGGUGAAGAGCUGUCUCAGAGAAUGGUUGCAACUUUACUGAAUUUGAUGGAUGGAAUUUGCAGGACUGAUAACCUACUUGUCAUUGCUGCAACAAACAGGCCUGAUAGCAUUGAGCCUGCACUCCGACGGCCUGGUAGACUUGACAGGGAGAUUGAAAUAGGUGUUCCAUCUCCAAAACAACGUUAUGAUAUACUGCUUGCUCAUCUCUCUAGGAUGGAACAUUCUCUUUCAGACAUGCAAGUUCAACACCUUGCCACAGCUACACAUGGUUUUGUUGGUGCCGACAUAGCAGCUCUCUGCAAUGAAGCAGCCAUGAUCUGUCUUAGGCGCUGUGUUUAUUUUUUGAAAUCUGGUGAUGCUUCAGAUAACAGAAACUCUGUUGUGUUUGAGAGCUGUUGUACUGCUAGAGAAUAUGGCUCUUGUUGCGCAAAUGAUACACUGGAUUCUGCUUCUUCGUCCAUAACAUACCAGUCUAUUUCGUCAAAGAUAGAAAAUGCUGUUGAUGUUAGGGAAAUUGAGGCUUCUACAGUAGAAGCGUUAAGUUUGGAAGUAACAUUUGAAGAUUUUGAAAAGGCUAAAAUGAAAGUUAGACCAAGUGCUAUGCGUGAGGUAAUGCUGGAGUUUCCAAUGGUUAACUGGAAGGAUGUUGGUGGCCAGGAGGAGGUAAAAGCACAGUUAAUGGAGGCAGUAGAGUGGCCUCAAAAGCACCAGGAUGCUUUCAAGCGUAUUGGAACCCGUCCACCAACUGGGGUUUUGAUGUUUGGUCCUCCUGGAUGCAGCAAAACGCUUUUGGCACGUGCAGUGGCUUCUGAAGCUGGGCUUAAUUUCCUUGCUGUAAAGGGUCCAGAGCUUUUUAGCAAAUGGGUUGGUGAGUCUGAAAAGGCUGUAAGGUCUCUGUUUGCAAAGGCAAGGGCAAAUGCUCCAUCCAUCAUAUUUUUUGAUGAAAUAGAUGGUCUUGCUGUUAUUCGUGGGAAGGAAGGUGAUGGGGUUUCAGUUGCUGAUAGAGUUAUGGGUCAACUUCUUGUUGAAUUAGAUGGCUUGCAACAAAGGGCUAAUGUGACUGUUAUUGCUGCAACAAAUCGACCAGAUAAGAUUGACCCUGCCCUUCUAAGACCAGGACGCUUUGACAGACUGCUAUAUGUAGGGCCCCCCAGUGAAAUAGACCGGGAAGAUAUAUUCCGCAUCCAUUUGCGCAAAAUGCCAUGCAGUCCUGAUGUCUGCAUUAGAGAACUGGCUCUCCUCACAGAAGGGUGUACUGGGGCUGAUAUAUCAUUGAUUUGCCGUGAAGCAGGUCUUGCAGCCAUGGAGGAAUCUCUUGAUGCUUCUGCAAUAAGAAUGAUACACCUAAGGACGGCAAUUAAGCAAGUACAGCCAUCUGAAGUCCAGUCUUAUCAGGAUUUGUCAAUAAAAUUUGAAAGGCUUGUCUACUCUAGUACUAAAAGAGACAGUGAGGGUGUUCAGCCUUGCUCAGGAAGAUCAAUUUGGAAGUCUUUUUGGAUGCCAGUGAUAUCUACUGUCUUGGUUUUCAGCGGAUUUCUAGCUGCACUUUCACAGAGAAAAUCACCCUCAUAUGGUUAGUCACGUUUCCACUGUAAAUUACCGUCAAGUUUGUCAACCACCAGUCUGCAACACGCGCAAAACUUGAUCCCGGGAACAAGAACCACCCAUUCAGCACUUUGAAAGUGUUUUCAGGCACUGGAAACUGAAGAUGCUGUUUCAAACUUGGCUGUAGUAGCGCGCCCGCACAGUUUUCUGGGAAAUAAUGUUAAAACAAGGUAGUUCUCUUGCCUUCCCCAAUUUAGGAUUAGUUUUCCAGUGGCUGGAAAUUUGAAGUCGAAGAGGGCUUUUUUGACUUCUUUGCUGGAAUGGAAAAUAAUAUUUCAAAAGCACAUUAUGUUUCAUUUUACAGGCACACUUGCUCAAUCAACCGAUGUAAGAGUCGCUGAUUGAGUAACCAGACUCGCUAACUCAUUCAAUAGCUCUUUUAGUUGUUCGCUUGAAUUGCUUAUCCAAUGAACGGUUUUGUCUGAUUGGAUCAGCGGUUUUGUUUCA